This is a messenger RNA of Macrobrachium nipponense, 4294 nucleotides long. RefSeq lists its product as uncharacterized. NCBI's taxonomy places the organism in Eukaryota, Metazoa, Arthropoda, Malacostraca, Decapoda, Palaemonidae. The record is from RefSeq and is a predicted model, not a curated record. Bases 544 to 1557 code for a protein of 337 amino acids. The transcript has 4 exons.
GAUGGCCCCCCAGUCAGUGCCAGGCUCGUACUACGCAAGGUCGGUCCGGUCUAGGUGUCCGUCGCGGAUACGUGAUAUCAUAUCCAUCAUCAUCAUCAUCAUGGUGCUGGUGGCUCCUGCCUCUGCGGCGGAGGGAGUAGUAGCAGUAGUAAUAGCCGUUUGAAAAUCUUAAUAAAGACGCUCUUUUCGUUUUUAUAUUUACGGAUAGUCGCUGUGUCCGUGUGUGUACGGUUGUUCUAUACAUUUCAUCUCCGAUGCCAGGCCGAUUUUCGUCUGCGGUUCUCCUGGGGCAGCAGCAGCAGCAGCAGCAGCAGUCAGCCAUGAGUCUAGUAGCAGCAGCAGCACGUCAGGGGGAAUCGAGUUGACGUGGUGUACGUAGCUGCUACUACUACUACUACUACUACCACGACUACUAUUACUGCCACUGGCUGCUGCGAAGAGCUUCCUUAAUUCUUCUUCUUCCUACUUCCUCCUCCUCCUCCUCCCCCUCCUACAGUAGCAGGAGCAGAAGCAGUCGUAUUUUAGACGUCGUCUUCUCCUGCUAUGGAAGGGAGGAGGGUGGUAGCCGUCAGCCUGAUCGUGCUGGUUGGCUUCACCCUGGAACUGAUAACAGGUACGAUGGGUGCUUCGGACGACGCUUCGACUCUGAAAACCGGAGGACUGCUGGAAGCGACGACCAGCCAUUCCUCUUCCCCCUCUUCUUCUUCUUCUUCUUCCUCCUCAGCACCUUUGCCCUCUUCAGACUUUCCUCCUCCUCCUCCUCCUCGAUCUUCUGACGAAAGUGCCUCUCAAGGGCUUUCUCCUUCUCCUUCUUCCUCCGAAGAUGGCAGUAGUAGUGCCAGCAGCCUGGUGUGCUGGUCCUGCUCCUCCAGCAGCCACGGGAAUCCUUGCACCAACAUCGAUCCCACGAAUUCCACGACAGUCGAUGCCAAAGUCUGUGAACCAGACGAGAAAUUCUGCUGGGUGAAGCGUAUUUGGUACGUCGUGGAAACCAAGAGGGGUGAGGAGACUGUCGUGUUCAGCGUCAACAGAAAUUGUUCUGCUGAAUGUAGCCCCACCUGUAUAGUCAUAGGGGACAGAACUAAGAUUCACUCCUGCACGUCCUGUUGUACAGAAUCCCACUGCAACACGGACAACUCGUCCUCGUCGAGACAGACGAGCAACUUCCUGCUCUUGAUGUCUGCACUGAUGGUGGCCAUAGCCCCAGUGUUGAGCAUCUUGUCUUUGCCAGCUGCUCAUGCGGCAACAGGCAGCAGCAAAAGGCAUCAGCCCAUUCCGCUUCCCUCCGUCAUGGACACCACUUCUUCAGACGUCUUCCGUUUUUCGCGCCAAAAGCCAGGAAGUUUUGGGCGCCAAGACCUGACCGGGACUGUCAGAGAGCACCAGACGCAGCAGCUAGAACAGUCCCAGAGCUCUAAUGCACUCCACAACACCGCCACUUUCCAGUUGCUGUGUCUAUCUUCCAGCCGGCCCCUAUCCUCCAUUCCAGAAUCGUUUCCAGUUUCUGCAAGUGUUUCUUCUUCUUCAUCCUCUUCCAAGUCCUUUGACAACUUCUGAAAUAUUUUUUGAAACAAAGUCUUCUUUUUUAUGGUUCACAAUUCCCCGGCCCCCUGCGACAAGAUUUGUAUAAGAUAUACUUGACAACUUGUUUGGGACAAGUGGAAGAAACUGAUGAUAUCGGGGAUUCGGGAACGUUUCUCUAUAGAAAGAAAGACAAGGUUCCUGGGGAAAGUGGUGUGAAUUUUUUCUUAAUGUACAUAGAUGACUACGAUGUAAGGCCCAUAUUGAAUCUUUCCUGAAAGUAACUGUUGAUCAGUAUUUGUAUUUACUGUUUUUUUUUUUCUAUGUUUAGAGAAGAACAAGCUUUUAAAACAUUAAGAUGCCAUACCGUGGUAUAAUCAAAAGAAUCUAAGCAAAGUGAACCAUUAAGUGGAACAAGCUCUUAGCUUUCAAACUGCUACUUUUCAAUGUUAAAUGACGUAGCGUAGUGUAAUGCGAAAUAUGCAUGCACACUAACGAUAUAUAGUAUAUAUAUAUAUAUAUCUAUAUAUAUAUAUAUUGAGAUAGCUUUAGAAAAUACAAAAAUGCAAUAUAAGAAAGAAAGUAAUAAUAUAGUAGACAUGCAAGACGGUUGAAAAAAAAUCUGGUUGGUGUGGGAACUGAAAUUGUGUUGAAGUUAUCCACAUAAGUUUGCUAGAAAUUGAAUAGAUAAAUAAAAUCAAGAAAAAACUUCUUCCAGAUGGUACUGAAUCGCAAGAAUGUCCCUGAAGAAAAAAAAGAGAGGCUGUACAGAGCCAAUUUCAGGUCUACAGGUCUCUGAACCUCUGUCAAGGAUUCAAAUAAAUCCCUGAAGGAUUGUGAAGGUCAGGACAAGCUAAGUUUUGUUUAGUAGGGUGGCCCAGUAACCAGUGGUUCUCGACCUUUUUUGGCCAUGCACUUUUUAACCAUAUGUCAGAAUGUAAUCCACCCUCACAUCCCUUUCCAAAAUUGUCUGCCACAAAGUGCAUUUCAAGUUAUAUGCAACAAAAUACUAACACAAACGCCCAAGCUAGCAGAGAGAAAGCCCAGAGUGACCUCUCAGUAGUGCAGACCGAUGCACAUUGCAUUGUCUGUGGUCCUAGAGCCAGUUUGGACCUGCCAAUCUGUGGUCACAACCCCCUCCCGCCCUUAACUCUGAAAUUCCUCUCCAUCCCACCCCACUGGUUAAGAACCACUGGUCUAAACAGUAAGUUCAGCAUCUGGAUGGUUUACCGUUUCAGUUAUGCAGAAACGCAGGUCUGAGAGAAAAGACGAGUAUGUACUUGUGUGUCGCUGCUGAGCUGAAUUUGACAACAGUUGCAGAUAAGUAGGAAAACUGCUUUUAAGGCGAGGUUACGCUUCUCGCAAUUGUUCUAAAUUGGUUUCAGGUUUUUGGUCGCAGGUGCAGUUCAGAGUUUAUCUAUAUACGGGAAUGUGUUUACUUUUAGGGAAAAGGAAUUAUUAUUAUUAAUGAACGCAAUUUUUUCGUUGGUCAAUUCCAGAACGGUCCCCAAAAAUAGUGUUCAAAAGAGUAUCACAUAAGGAGAAAAUUCGUUCCAAGCGUAUAAUACCUUUUGCAUUUUUUCAGAGAUUAUUCAAACAUGUCUGCAUUUACAAAUUAUCUAGAUUUACAGUUUUGUCAAGCCACACUUACUCAGUUAAAAAUGCUAUAUUCUGAUGGAUUUUUUUUAUGCGAAAUAUACAAGAACAGUCAGCCUACGGUAUUCAUGGGAGAUGUGUAGUACUACAACACUCGCAAAUUUCUAAAAUCUGCGAAAAAAGCGCUUAGAGCUGUUUUGAUAGUUGAAACACGAAAAACCUCUAAAACUGCUUAUACUGGAGUAUUUUGAUAGUUUUAUCACAAAAAGUGCAUUUAGUCAUAAAAAUUAUAUGAAAAUACAGUAAUUAUUAGUGAAUAUGUCACUGUGGAAAAUACCGCGAAUAGGCAAAUCUUCAGCAAAUAUUGUGUAUAUACGUUCCAUACAGAAAACCGUGAUUAGGCGAGUCCGCAAAAUGCGAGACUGCAACUAGUGGCGGUUGACUUUAGGCCAAAUUCAGAUUUCCCAUACCAUAUUAGAGGCUGUUUGGUAGAUUCUUGUUGCCAAAUAGUGCAAGACAGUUUUGCAACCUGUUUUGAUUUAUUUUUUUAUAUAUACUUUCAGUUAUCACUUAGCCUUUGUAUUUUACGAGAAGAUGAACUGGAUUCGUAACAGUUUCAGUCAGUUGAUAAAGAGACUCGUAUCAACUCCCUUUGCGCAGAAGUGAUCAACUAAGUACGGAAAUUCAAGAGAAAACGCGAACGAGAUAUAACGUAUGGCAUUUAGUAUGCAUAUACCUGUAUACGUACUAUAUAUGUGUAAUGAAUUCUAUGUACCUUAUGUAUAUAGUAUAUAUAUAUAAUUCCACGACAUGUUUAUUUUCAUUUUUUUUAUUUUGUGUAACCUAUAUAAGCUUGGUAGGGGAGUGAUUGAGUCACUCUGGACAUUUUGCAUAGUGUUAGUUUAAACAGAAAAUGUACAACUUUUCAAUUGAUACAUUCCUCGCUUUCCUUCACCUUAAACUGGACUAACUCUGUGGUAUGUAAGUGCUGUAUAUAUAUAUAUAUAUAUAUAUAUAUAUAUAUAUAUAUAUAUAUAUAUAUAUAUAUAUAUAUAUAUAUAUAUACUUUAGAAAAUAAUUUUAUGGAACGCACACGUCAUUCCUCAGUUAAUAUAUAAAGUUGUAAAGAACUUAAAAGAACUUUGUGCUAAUAAUGCUCUCUCUCUCUCUCUCUCUC